Messenger RNA from Danio aesculapii, 1211 nucleotides. RefSeq names its product RAB34, member RAS oncogene family a (gene rab34a). Lineage: Eukaryota; Metazoa; Chordata; Actinopteri; Cypriniformes; Danionidae. Bases 217 to 999 code for a protein of 260 amino acids. Gene Ontology annotation, molecular function: GTPase activity; GTP binding. The record is from RefSeq and is a predicted model, not a curated record. Gene Ontology annotation, biological process: phagosome-lysosome fusion; endocytosis. The transcript is spliced from 11 exons.
GCGAAUCCAUCUGUAUGCAGUUCUCGGCGCUUCCGUUCCGUCUGUCGGAGGAUCCUACAGUUCUCUUCAUAAACUUGGGAACUGUACACGAUGGACGAAUGCUAACAGCGCCACAUGUUUCUUUCCCAUUUUCCUUCCCUGAAGCUAUAAAAACGUCUCCAUCUUAGCAAAAGAGAACAUUGAUUUAUCAAAAACGACGUCCUGAGAAGCAUCAUUAUGAGUGUACUGCCCCCUGUACGAAAAGACCGCAUAAUCGGACAGCUUCCUAAGUGUUUCAACAAAGGCACUGCUUUGAACACAGAGAAUGCAUUUCACAGCAAGGUGAAGACGGCCUGUCAGCAGCAGAGGACAGGAACUGUGGGUAGGUUUAAGAUCUCCAAGGUUAUUGUAGUUGGAGAUCUGGCGGUGGGGAAAACCUGUUUGAUUAAUAGAUUUUGUAAAGAUGUCUUUGACAAAAAUUACAAAGCUACCAUUGGUGUGGACUUUGAAAUGGAGAGGUUUGAAGUUCUCGGAGUCCCCUUCAGUCUGCAACUAUGGGACACUGCAGGACAGGAGAGGUUUAAAUGCAUUGCCUCAACAUACUACAGAGGAGCUCAGGCUGUAAUCAUUGUAUUUGACCUGACUGAUGUGGCUUCACUGGAGCACACCAGGCAAUGGCUUGAAGACGCUAUGAAAGAGAAUGAUCCUACCAGCGUGUUACUGUUCUUGGUGGGAACGAAGAAAGAUCUGAGUUCUCCUGCGCAGUAUUCACUAAUUGAGCAGGAUGCAAUUAAAAUAGCAGAUCAGAUGAAAGCGGAGUACUGGGCUUUGUCUGCCUUGUCUGGGGAGAAUGUGAGAGACUUUUUCUUCAGAGUCGCAUCUUUAACCUUUGAGGCCAAUGUACUGGCAGAACUGGAGAAAAGUGGAUCAAGACGUAUUGGGGAAGUUGUUCAAAUCAACAGCAACUCUAAUAACCUGUAUGCAACGUCCAAGAAGAAACAGAGCAACUGUUGUCAGUAGAUUCUGACUAUAUAAAAAGGCAAAAAUUUGCACCGACACAUAAUGGUUCCAAAGCAAAACACAUAAAAAUGUACAUAUCUGUGCAUAGGGAGAAGAUACGAAAAGUGGGAUUUCAAGCAAAAGAGAGCUCUGCAAAGAGCAGUGUGGUUUGUUAUUCAGAGGGCGUAACUGAAUAUCCGCUGGAUAAAAGAAAACAUUCCUUUGUUGGAAAA